AUCAGUGAUUCAAUCCCUCACCCUCUCUCUUUCUCUCUUCAAUUUCAAUGGCAGAUCAGAGUCCGAAAGCAGAGACCUUUGAACUCAAUAAUGGCAGCAUGCAAGUGCUCCUCACCAAUCUCGGCUGCACCAUCAUCUCCUUAUCGGUUCCAGGAAAAGAUGGUGUCUUAUCCGAUGUCGUUCUUGGCCUCGACAAUGUUGAGUCCUAUCAGAAAGGUCUUGCUCCUUAUUUUGGCUGCAUUGUGGGUCGGGUUGCAAACAGGAUAAAGGAUGGCAAGUUUACACUUGAUGGCGUUCAGUACUCUUUGCCUCUUAACAAACCCCCAAACAGUCUCCAUGGUGGAAAUGUUGGGUUUGAUAAGAAGGUAUGGGAAGUAGUUGAACAUAAAAAAGGUGAAACUCCAUCAAUUACUUUUAAGUAUCACAGUCAUGAUGGAGAGGAAGGUUAUCCUGGGGAUAUCACUGUUACUGCAACUUAUACGCUCACCUCAAACACAACACUGAGGCUUGACAUGGAAGGAGUGCCAAAGGACAAGCCCACCAUUAUUAACUUAGCUCAGCAUACCUACUGGAACUUAGCCGGCCACAACUCGGGGAAUAUACUUGACCAUUCAAUUCAGAUAUGGGCUAAUCACAUCACUCCUGUGGAUGAGAAUACUGUGCCAACCGGUGAAAUCAUGCCAGUUAAGGAUACCCCUUUUGAUUUUACAUCUGAGAAGAGAAUAGGCAACACCAUUAGUCAGGUUGGAAUGGGAUAUGACCACAAUUAUGUGCUUGAUUGUGGAGAAGAGAAGAUGGGUUUGAGACAUGCUGCAAAAGUGAGGGAUCCAUCCAGUUCAAGAGUACUAAACCUAUGGACAAAUACCCCUGGUAUGCAAUUUUACACAGCAAACUAUGUUGAUGGUGUUAUUGGAAAAGGAGGUGCUCUGUAUGGAAAAUAUGCUGGGUUAUGUCUGGAGACACAGGGAUUCCCUAAUGCUGUAAACCAGCCAAAUUUUCCAUCUGUUGUAGUUCGACCUGGCGAGAAGUAUCAACAUUCCAUGUUGUUUGAGUUUUCAGUUGAGUGAAGUAAUGUUGUUGGAGUGGCGUAGGAAUGGUGUAAACAUCUUGUCCUGCAUGGUGUGAUUUAGAACCUUGGGUUUGGUUUCUCCUAAAAUGAUUGCUUGUUUGCAUUCAAAUAAAUGUUUUACCCUUUCAUUGUCCCACCUUUCAAGUCCACAUUGCAUUCUAUC
Abrus precatorius (Indian licorice) is the source of this 1232-nucleotide messenger RNA. RefSeq names its product aldose 1-epimerase. The transcript is spliced from 5 exons. Bases 48 to 1067 code for a protein of 339 amino acids. The record is from RefSeq and is a predicted model, not a curated record. Lineage: Eukaryota; Viridiplantae; Streptophyta; Magnoliopsida; Fabales; Fabaceae. Gene Ontology annotation, molecular function: aldose 1-epimerase activity; carbohydrate binding. Gene Ontology annotation, biological process: beta-D-galactose catabolic process via UDP-galactose, Leloir pathway; glucose metabolic process.